Molecule: messenger RNA, 6647 nt
Organism: Strongylocentrotus purpuratus (purple sea urchin)
Lineage: Eukaryota; Metazoa; Echinodermata; Echinoidea; Camarodonta; Strongylocentrotidae
Product: collagen alpha-5(IV) chain-like
Exons: 7
Coding region: 373-4980 (1535 amino acids)
Biological process (GO): positive regulation of transcription by RNA polymerase II; canonical Wnt signaling pathway
Cellular component (GO): beta-catenin-TCF complex
Molecular function (GO): transcription coactivator activity; beta-catenin binding
Source: RefSeq, a predicted model, not a curated record
UUUUUCUUCAGGUCUCACGAUGAUGAUGCACGGACAUUUCCCAGUUUAGAGCAGGCUUGAACGGCCUGACGUCUCUCCCGCUUUCAAAGCCUCUAACACGAAAAGGUACAUGGUGGGACUAAAUAAUGCUUUUCUCUGAUUGGAACGAUGUGGAUAGGAUAGUAAUCAUGACAAUCCUUUUGAUUGAAUGAGAGGAAUAAAGCCCAGCUGUGCAUUGGAUCCCACUGGAUUAGCGAAUAAACAUAGACCAUGCAUUCUUAUAUUGAACAUUUGCUUUGCUAUUUACAUCUUGUUCAACAUGCAUUCAGAUGAUGACAGUGACUCUUCAUAGAAAGUGAACACUUAAACCGUAGACAGUGAGCGUCAAACAUUAUGUCUGAAGAACUGACAAAACUCGCCAAAUUGGCAAACAGCGCCGCGGGGGACAGCGACCUGGAGCUAAAGCUCAACACCUCGCUCGCCUCGCCCAAGAUGAGGGCGCUACACCUGAAGGAUGAGAUCGGGCCGCUCGGACCUCCGCAGGGUCCGCCUCCGGGGCCGGGGCCGGGGCCAGGCGGGAUGAAGAUGGAGGACAAGAUACCAAUGAAGAUGGAGUUGGGGGGUAAGAACUCGUCGCAGCAGGGGAUGAUGAGAAUGGACCACAUGAAAGGAGGAGGAGGAGGGAUGGAUGGGGUCGUUGGCAUGGUGAUGAAGAAGGAAGAGGAUGAUUCAGUGUUUCUCCGGGAUGGGCAGAUGAACCAGAUCAACAAUCAGAUGAAUAAUCAGAUGAUGAGCAAUGGACCUCAAGAUGAUAAAGGUAUGAACAUGCUUCAUCGGCAGGUCGGGGGCUACCCCCAGCAUCCCAACUUCACCAUGCAAGACUCCCAGCACAUCUACACCUUCUCCACCCUGCUAGCCAACCGGGCAGCUCAGGCCGUCUACACGGGUCAGACCGACUCUAUCCUGGCCUACCAUAGGGUACAGUCCUGCAAGAGGAAAUUCCUGGAUCCAGAAGAGGAUACCGGCGCAGCUCCCAACCACACUGGAAACACAGGUCCAGGCACACCACAACAGAACAAUACACCACAAUCAGUGGAUGGGACAAUACAAAGUGCCAAUGGCCAGAAUGGCAAGCCGGGAUCCAUUGAUAGUAGUAUGGAUGGUGCUAGGAAAAGCAUUGAUGGUAUGAAGGGAAAGAACCCAGGAACACCACAAAGUGUCCAGGAAGGGGUAGAAGGGAGUGAGAACUCAAGGAAGACACCGCAAGAGGGCGGCACGGGGGGAGGGGGUACAACCACGACCAAAGGCAACAAGAAACGCAAGAGACCAAAUUCGUCGUCGCAACCGCUUCAGGCGAACCUUCAAGGUGGUGGCCCUGGGGGACCGAUGCAACAGGGGAUGCCACCGAGCGGGCCGAGCUUUGGACCGUAUGGACCAGGCGCGUAUCGACCUGGGUUCCCGCCACAGAAUAUGCCGAUGCGCCCGCCCAUGUCGUCCCAGUCGUUCCACAAUCAACCCUCCACGACAGAAACCGAGAACCUUGAUCCCAGCGCGUUGUGGGAGAAUCCACCCAACGUGAAAAAGACAAUGACCACCACCAUGGCGCCGUCCUUCCCACCCGAUAUGUCCCACCCGUCACCGAUGAGGAUGGCAUCACCUAACCCCGCCAUGAGGUCGCCCAGUGCAGGACUCAUCCUUGGGAACGAUAACAUGGUGUCACCAGGCAUGCAAGGUGGUCCGCGCCCGUUCAUGAGUCCAUCGCAUCCCUCGCAGUCGCUCCCCGCGUCGCCGGUCAACCCGUACGACAUGCCUAACUACAAGCCACCGCAGCAGAUCGAUAACCCCACGCCGGAGCAGUUGCGGCAUCGGCAAGAGCGGCUGAGGACUCUCAAGGAGAUGCAGAAGCUGCUCUUCCCAGAGGAACAUGGCAGUAUGUCUCCAUCCCCUGGGCGAAUGAUGUCACCCCUCGGUAUGCCUCCUCAACCGCAAGACCCCAUGGGACAACCUCAAGGCAUGAUGUCUCCAGGUGGGGGUCCUAUGAUGCGCCCCAUGGGUCCGAGCGGUCCCAUGAUGGGCCCAGGUGGACCGGGGGGUCCACACCCUAUGAUGCACCAGGGUAUGGGUCCUGGGAUGCACCCCCGUAUGCCCGCCCAGGAUGGUAUGAGGGGCAUCAGUCCAGACCAACGCAUGAUGAUGGCCAACUCUGGUAUGAUGAUGCCCCCACUACCUCCUGAUUGGGAAAACAUGUCUCCUGCUCAACGGGAGUGGUACAAACUACAGCAAGAAUUCUACCUCGACAAACGACGCAAGAUGAUGGACGACCAGGGCAAGAUGCAGGGCCGCAUGUCAGAUUUUCCACCGGGGGGCAUGGGUCCGGGGCACGGACCAGGUGGUCCGAUGCGAGGAGAACCGAUGAUGAGUCCGCACCAUCCGGGCAGUGGGGGAUUCCCCGGGGACGUAAUGGGCAUGAACAUGGGCCCGCCUCCGCCUUAUCCAGCAGGACCAGGACAAAUGGUCGGGGGACCUCCAGGACCAGGUCCCAUUCCGCACGGCAUGCAGAGGAGAGCUAGUAUGUCAGGGCCGAUGCCGCCAAUGGGACCGGGUGGACCAGGUCCGGGGAUGGUAGGUGGACCAGGAGGGCCAGGCGGGCCAGGUGGGCCAGGUGGGCCACCAGGACCAGGAGGAAUGGGCGGCCAGAAUGCACCCUUCCCGAUGUCACCGCAUAUGCCAUCGCCACGCACGAACCGCUCCAGCUCGGUGCCUGGAAUGCCCAGUGGAGCAUCGCAGCCUCCGAUGAGUGCAGGACCUGGACCCAUGAAUCCAAACAGCAUGCCUCCAGGGCCACAGCCUGGUCCAGGUCCUGUCAAUUCUGCAAGCUCAAUGUCCAUGGCCAACACCAUGUCACCUCACGCACCUGUUGGUAGUCCGAUGAAACCAGUCUACAGGGCUCCUACCCCAACCAGUGUAAACACAUCGGCUAACCAACAACCCCAGCAGAACACCGAUCCCAUUAUGAGCUCCAUGGUGCGAACGCCGGGAAGCGUUGGCCCCUUGGAACAGUCACCAAGGCCUAAUCAAGGCCCAGGUACCCCUGCUGCUAUGGAUAAUCCUGUAGUCCUGCCAAACGUCUCAUCGGUCAACACUCCUAAUACCUCCCAGCCUGGAACUCCAAACUCUGUCGUAAACAGCACGAUGUCAACAUCAUCUGUACUGCCUCCUACAACAGCUCAUAGUAAAGGGGCGCAGAGUAAUGCAACAAGUGGGAAUAGUAACGUUGGAAGUGCGCCACCUCCCCCAACCUCGAGUAUUACCAGUGCGCCAACCCCUAGCAGUUCUGCAGGAAGCACAACCACAACAGCAAGUGAUGCCGGGAAGCCCAUGGAUGUCCAAUCCCAGCAGCGUCUUGUCAACUUUCCUCCCAGCCAACUGAACCGAGACAAAGCGCCAAAUUUCCCGCCGCGUGGUGAAGACCUGCAGCAGUACGCGUCGACGUUCUACCAAAAGACUCUUAAAGAGCCGCCCAUGAAAGGCCCAGGGCGGUUACAGCAUUUUGGGUCACCACCAAUGAACAGUCCAAUCAACGCAGACAUGCCGACCAUUGGCUCACCAUCGAGUGGGAUCAUGUCUCCAGGCGUGAUGAUGACAUCGCAGUCUGGGAUGAUGCCUCCAGGUGGGAUGCCUCCAGGUGGGAUGCCGCCGGGUGGAAUGCCAGCCCAAAGCGGAAUGAUGCCUCAUGGUAUGGAAGGAGGACAAGGACCUCCACCUUCACAGCAGGGUGGUCCUAUGAUGGGCCCAGGACAUAGUCCCAGUGGGCCAGUGAUGGGUGGACCAGGACCACCACCUGUCUCGGCCUCUAUGAUGAAUCCCCGUAUGGCAGGACCGCAGCAGAGCAUGCAGUCUCCUAUGAUGCAGCAGGGUCCAGGACCCAUGAUGACAUCAGCGCGGAUGCAACAGCCUGGCGGGAUGAUGUCGCCCCAGAACAGCAUGAUGCCUCAUAACAUGCCAUCGGGCAUGAUGUCCCCCACCAUGGGCCCGGUCGACAUGAUGGGACCGCAGGGAAUCCCGAUGUCUCGCGAGCAACAGAUGAUCAUGAGACAGUCGCGUAUGAUGUCCCAAGGCCACCCUAUGAUGGACGGUGGCCCUGUGCCGAUGCCGGGAGGUCCGGGCAUGAUGAUGCCUCAUCCGAUGGAUCGCGGAAUGAUGCAGGGUAUGAACAACUUUGAACCUGGCAUGAGUCCAGGGAUGCAUCCCAACAUGAUGAGAUUCUCAGGGCCUCGAGGGAUGCCUCAUAGUGGGUUCAUGGAAGGUGGUGGCAUGCCCUCAGGCCCCGGUAGGACUAACAUGCCACACCCUGGUAUGAUGGGUAUGGGAAUGGGUCAGGGUGGGCCUGAGAUGGGCGUCAUGGGGGGAAUGGAGCGCAACAUGGGCCCCGCGACAUCGGGCGGACAAGCCAACAGUCCUCUUUCGUUAUUACAAAGUAGAUUCUCCCCGCCGUUAUUACCGGACGGAAAAGGACCAAAACAAACACUUCAGUAUUUCCCAGCGAACACUAAUCAAGGCGGUGGACAGGGCCAAACGGGCAACCCGCAUGUGAAUCCUGGUCCCGGGCCAACCCCGGGGCAGGGGCCCAAACAAAUAGAGCUUCCGUUCCCAGUGGAGAUGGUCACCGGGGGUAUGAACCCCGGGACCAUGAACCCGUCGUUCUCGCGCGGACCUGGUCCGAUGGCACCUGGCCCUCGGAUGUCACCAAUGAUGAACCAGGAGAUGAUGAUGCAUCAGGGUUACGGUAUGGGGCCUGGAGGCGGGCCAAACCCAGGCGGCCCUCGGGGCCAGGUACCAGGUCCCAAUCACAUGGGUUACAUGGGACCUAGGGGCAUGCCAGGAUAUGGGGGGAUGAACCCAGGAGGACCAAUGGGCCCGGGUGGAUCACCCUACGGGGACCCGAACUUUGGACCCAUGGGCCCAGAUCCAAUGGGUCCCAAUUUUAACAUGCCAAAGUAAAAAAAAAAAAAAAAGAGUCAUAUUAUGAUGAAUGUAUAACAGUGUCAACCAAAUGCUUGUAAUAUGUACAAAUGGUCAUUUUAAUAUUGUUGUGAAAUAUGCAGGGUAGGUCUGCUAAUGGAACCCUGCGUUGUUGUUCAAAUUGGAUCAUGUCACUGAUGAACUAGCUCCAAGCAUUGUAAGACAUGCCGUUAAGAUGUGGCAAGUCAAUUUCUUUGGAAGUAUUCACUUUUUGUUGGACUGUAUCGAGCCUAAAAUGUAAAUUAAAUUUGUUUUGAUCUGUAUGAAUGUUCGUCAAUCGCGCUCGAUGGAAUAUUAAAUCACAUUCUUCUACCUUAAGUUUUUAUCUAUGGGAUCUAUGUUCUGAUAGUGAAGACCUGUUCCCUUAUAACACAACAACCGCCUUAAGAGAAAAGAAAUAUGAGAAGAAAAAAAAACGCUGCACAGAUUAAAAACAUUUUACAUUCAAGGGAAGAGCUGGCAGGGGCUUAAAAUGGGAUCCGUUCUCGGCAAAAGCCCAUAAGCAUAUAGUUGUGUACUUGGUGGUUCAAGACAUGGGAAUUAGAAACGCACAACACUCACGUCAUGUUACACAGGUUUUUUGAGGUGGUGUGAAUGAGCCCCUUAAAGAGAAAAACGUAACUGAAAACAAUAAAGGGAUUCUGUGAUGAAUGCAGUUUGAAAUAAGUUAUGAAUUGAAAGCUCACCAGUACGAGGAGUUACAUUAUUUGAAGAAGAUUCAAUUUCUGUUUUUGUUUGAAGUCACUCAAAGCAUUAUAUCCUCUUGUAGAAACGUAAUGUGAACACUUUAUUUUUUAUUUUUGUCAUUCCCUUCAAGAGGCUGCUAUGAAAUUGAACCCCUCCAAAUUUAAAUGGAAGAGUCCUUGUUAGUUUUGAAAAUCUUCUUCAUGUAGAAAAAACAAAUCUUGAUAGAGGUUUAAGUUUAAAAUAGCAAUGCAGAAAUUAAAUUAUUUCCUUUUCUUUUCCACAUUAAGAGGGCACAUUAAGAGGGCAAAAUGAACGAAUGUCUGGGGUAAUCCUCCAUUUUGAGCCAUUGGGAACCUCAACUCUUUGUCAAAUGAGUGGAGACUCAACGCCCUUAUAACGCCAAACAGAAGAAAUAGAAUUAAGUGUGAAAGGACCAAAUUGUAGUGUGAAUGUCACCUAACCCAAGGAUACCCUGUUUACUUUUCUCAUUCCCCUAAUGUGUGUCGUAAAACCUGUCUAGAAAGGCCACCUGUUGACAGUGGUCAGUUUUCCUGUUUCUCACCGGGUGGCCUUACUAGACAGGUUGGAUUGUAUAAUUCUGUCCUUGUCAAAUUAUUAGAGGUAUUCCAAAAUUGGGCUCAACCAAGUAGUUGGCGAAGAACACCAUGUUGCGUUCUUUUGAAGGUAAGAUUAUAACUUGAAAACUUUUUUUUGAACCGUUGGUAUUUAUUUUCUACAACAAAUACAAUGUGACACAAUGAGAUUAUUUGUGUGGCAUAUUAUAAAGAGUUGAUAAUGGUGAUUAAUUCUGGGUUCUUGUAAAGAAACUUUAGUAUUUUCAAGAGAAAUUGCAUCCUGAGGUGUUGAUCCGAACAUGUUACGUUUAGAACAACACGAUCUUGGAGAAUAUGAAAUGUCUUUUAAAAACAAUAAACACUAAAAAAAAAAUACACCAAGAA